AAGUGGGCGGAGCUCAACGGAAACAUGGCAGCGGGCGUCUUAACUAGAGUAAGGCAGGCUCUCCGUGGUCCUCGGUUGGCCGCUGCUCUGUUCUCCUGUCAUGGACAGACUUUGAGCUCCGCGGCCGCUGCUGUUCAUUCACCGGCAGCAGCGACCAUAGAAACCGAUGCUACAGAUAAAAUCCUCAACUUCCCCCUCACUCAGCCAGAUUAUUUCCACUUGUCUGAGCUCUUCAGCAUGAAGGACCUGUUUGAUGCCCGCGUCCAUCUUGGACACAAGAAAGGCUGCCGACAUGCUCUGAUGGAGCCGUAUCUCUUCGGCUGUCGCCUGGACAUGGAUAUCAUUGACCUGGAGCAAACGGUGGAUCAUCUCCAGCGGGCGCUCAACUUCACGGCCCACGUGGCGUUUCGAGGUGGCGUCGUCCUGUUCGUGAGCCGCAGACGGCAGUUCGCUCAUCUGGUGGAGACGACAGCGCGGGACUGCGGGGAAUACGCUCACACGCGCUACUGGAAAGGCGGACUCCUCACCAACGCUCCCAUCCAGUACAAUCCUGGCGUCCGGCUCCCAGACCUCAUCGUGUUCCUCUCCACCCUCAAUAACGUCUUCCAGGAGCACGUCGGGAUUCGGGACGCGGCCAAGAUGAAUAUUCCCACAGUGGGGAUCGUGGACUCCAAUUGCAACCCCAGUCUGAUCUCAUACCCGGUGCCAGGUAAUGAUGACACUCCUGCGGCGAUGGAGUUGUACUGCCGAUUGUUCAAAAUGACCAUUAAAAGGGCGAAGGACAAGAGGAGGCAGAUGGAGCUUCUCAAGGGGAUUUGAGAGAGAGGUCAGGAUGUGUGUGAGAGAAUCAGAAUAUUCAACGUAAAGGGAUAGUUCACCCAAAAAAUUAAAAUUCUGUCAUCAUUUACUGAUUUUUCAUUUGUUCAGAAUUAAGUGUGUUUUACUUGUAUGUAUUUUUGUUGUUGUUGUUGGUUUUAUACCUGAAGUUCUGGUAGCUCUUGACAUUUAUUUUCUGAAUUAACAAGGAGCACAGCUUUAACUAAAGACUUUAAUGUUCUACUGCAGAUAAAGUGACCUAAAUCUUGGAUAUCCCAAGGUGAAGGGAUUAAAAGCAAAUUUACAUUUUUGUCUGAACUAUCCCUUGAAAAUGUUUGUAUAAAUAGGCCAUCCCAGAAUGAAAUAUUCAACAAAUUAAACUUAAUACCGGGUAUUUAUUGGUAUUGUAUUGAUUACCAUUAGUUGCCUGUUAUAUGACUGUAAUAAAGUUUCAAAAUUC
Messenger RNA from Danio rerio (zebrafish), 1276 nucleotides. RefSeq names its product mitochondrial ribosomal protein S2 (gene mrps2). Gene Ontology annotation, cellular component: ribosome; small ribosomal subunit; mitochondrial inner membrane. The record is from RefSeq and is marked provisional. Gene Ontology annotation, molecular function: structural constituent of ribosome. Gene Ontology annotation, biological process: translation. NCBI's taxonomy places the organism in Eukaryota, Metazoa, Chordata, Actinopteri, Cypriniformes, Danionidae.